This is a messenger RNA of Penicillium egyptiacum, 1572 nucleotides long. The record is from the annotation of a GenBank genome assembly. NCBI's taxonomy places the organism in Eukaryota, Fungi, Ascomycota, Eurotiomycetes, Eurotiales, Aspergillaceae.
AUGUCCAAACUAUCGCGACUCCAUGAGGUCCUAAUAGUGAAAAGGACUCAUCGAGAUGGCGUCAAUUGCCCCGUUGCUAUGCUUGACAAUGACUCUAUCCGACCAACGCCAGUAAAGGAUCGAACAUGGUCCCAACUCACUUACAUCAUGUUCUGGUUCUCUGCGACUGCGAACGUCAGCAAUCUGUACACAGCAUCCACGGGAAUGGCCAUGGGACUGACUAUGUGGGAAGCAAUUGGAUGCUCCUUCGGUGGUCAGAUCCUUGCCGGUGCUUUGAUGGCUGUUAACGGGCGUGCCGGUGCCAUGUAUCGCAUUCCAUUCCCCGUUCUUUGUCGCUCCAGCUUUGGGCAUUGGGGAGCACUGUGGCCGACUUUUAAUCGUGCGGCCAUGUCGGUUGUUUGGAACGGUGUCAAUACUGUUCAGGGAGGGCAAUGUUUGCUUAUCAAUUGCGCAUUCUUAGUAGUGCCUGUACCGAAGAUGAAGUCGCUGGUCUAUGUCAAAGUCGUGAUCUACUUUGGUGCAGCCUUUUCUAUGUUGGGAUGGACUGUGUCUCUCGCUGGCGGCUCUUUGAAGUCAAUCAAUGCGCCCUCAGAGGUAAAGGGCACCGAGAAAAGUUAUCUCAUUUUCAAAUUCCUGUUCUUGGGACUCGCAAGUUGCGGAACUUUUAUCUCUAAUGCGUCCGACCUCCAGCGAUAUGCUACGAAACCUAAUGACGUCCUCAUUGGCCAGUCUGUCAGUUUCCCACUGUCGAACUUCCUAGUUGCCAUUCUGGGUAAUCUCAUCGCAUCUGCUAGCAAAGCCAUCUUUGGAGAGCUCAUCUGGAACCCGCUGAACUUCUUGGACAAAUUGAUGGAAGGAGAGCGAUACACGCCUGGCAACCGCACAGCCUGUGCCUUCAUUGCUCUGGCAUUCGUUUAUUCGACUGUCUUUUCUGCCAUUUUUGAGAACUCUAUCCCUGCGGGUAACGAUAUUGCAGCCCUACUACCAAAAUACAUUUCAAUCAAACGAGGAUUCUUCAUCUGUGCUGUCCUCUCUUACGCAAUCUGCCCCUGGUAUCUCCUCGCAUCGGCCUCGAUCUUCAUCACAUUCCUCUCCUCUUACCAAAUCUUCCUAUCAGCGAUCACCGGCAUUCUCAUCUGCGACUACUACCUAAUUCACCGAGGGCUGCUCAAUAUUCCAGCCCUGUACGUCUCCCAUCCAAGUCCGUACCGAUACUUCCACGGAUUUAACCCGCGAGCAUUCUUGGCUUACAUUCUUGCCGUCGCGCCGAACUUUUACGGGUUCCUUUUCCAGAUGGGUGUCAAGGCGCCUCUAGGUAUCCAGCGAUUCUACUAUAUCGCUUACCCUACCGGCCUGAUAAUCGGAUUUGUCGUUUAUUACUUGUCAUGUUUGGCUUCCGCCCCGCCCGACAUGAAGCAGGCUUCUGGAUGGAUGGAGCCCAAGGACUUUGUGGAAGAUAAUGAUGUUUCUGGGAUUUGUGAGCUUUCUAUUGAUGCGGUUGAGCCCGGUUUCGUGGAGAAGGGGGCUGUUGCCGUUACUAGAGCAGCUCAUGGCGAAAAGGGUUCGUUUUAA